Molecule: messenger RNA, 1230 nt
Organism: Acytostelium subglobosum LB1
Lineage: Eukaryota; Evosea; Eumycetozoa; Acytosteliales; Acytosteliaceae
Exons: 2
Coding region: 1-1230 (409 amino acids)
Molecular function (GO): protein binding
Source: RefSeq, a predicted model, not a curated record
AUGGCACAGGAGCACAAGGCCAAAUCAACGAUCAACACUCAGUUGUCAAGCAUUCAAUCAACAAUCAAUGAUAUCAUUCAAGAGAUCAAGGAUAUCAAUCAUAUCAUCAACUUGGAGCAUCCAACAACAACAACAUCAAGUGAUAUGAGUAAUCAAGAGGGUCUUGAACAAAUGGUGGAGUCGAUCAAGUCAUGCUCAUCACUUGAUCAGUUCAUCAACAACAACAAAUCAAUCAUAUGCCCACAAGCUGUUGACGACAACCAGUCGUCAUUGACAUCGGCAUUAAACGACAAAGAACUGUUGACCAUGAUCAAGAAUCACACUCAACACAUGAAGCUCGUUAAAUAUGACGAUUUUGGCUCAUCAUCCAUGCUCAAACCAUAUCAAGUCAAGAUUGAUCAGGUCAGAUUGAACAACAUCAAGAAACAACUCACAUCUUGUCUGAGGCUGGCUAGUCCUCCGGUCCAAACAAUCAUUCCUCGCGAGUUCCAAAACUGUUUGGUCUCUAUCAAGGACAAGCAGAUGUAUCUGCUAUCACUGAAGACGAUGAGAUGGAACCAUAUCCAAGAUGCAUUCAAGUAUGAAGUCUCUUGCCAACCCAACUCAAUUGUCUACGCUCGUGGCAACAUCUAUGUGUUUGGCGGCAAGUCAUCAUCGUCAUCAUCAAAAUACAUGCGAUACUCAUUGGCCGAGAAACAAUGCUAUGUGGCAGAUAUCAUUGGCAUCAUUGGAGGCUGUUGCAUAUCUGUGUGCUAUGACGGGGAUGAGUUCAUCUACCUUGUCGGCGGCGAUAUCUCGGAUUUUAAUCUUGAUCGUGUUGACCGAUUCAGCAUUGACACUCAACAGUUUGAACACGUUGGUUAUCUCCCAUUCAGUGUGGCCUCCCCAUUUACCCACCUCCAUAACGACACGCUCUACAUCAUGAGCGGGUUUGAUCCCUGUCGGGAGCCUGAUCAUCAAUUCAUGGCAUACAACAUCCAUACUGGUGCCAGCCGAGUUGAUUUGGAGGAUCGAAUCUCAUAUGCUAGUUGUUUCGAUGGCAAUGACAGCCUUUGUCCUUUGAAAGAUGACUACCAUCAAACGGUGUACGUGGACCCAGAGAUUGGAAUCCUCAGCAUCACUGGCAAUGGUCAAAACUAUCAAUACUCAAUAGUUGAUGACAAAUGGACAUUGAUGAAGGACCUUGAUCUGUGGAAACGAUUUAACCAUGGAGGAUGUUUGAUUAGGUAG